Messenger RNA from Thlaspi arvense, 7330 nucleotides. The record is from the annotation of a GenBank genome assembly. NCBI's taxonomy places the organism in Eukaryota, Viridiplantae, Streptophyta, Magnoliopsida, Brassicales, Brassicaceae.
AAAAAAAAUAUUCGGCGAGUCUUUUCUCUCACUACUCUUUCUUCUUCGUCUUACGUUUUCCUCUUCCACUGGACUUGGUUCGUUCUAUGUUACUCCUGCUUCUACUGUUCCAAUGGCGAAGAAUAACGUGAGCGAUAACGCUCCUCUGUCGCGAUUCGGCGUCCUGGUCGCUCAAUUGGAGUCGAUUGUGGCGUCAGCAUCGCAGAAAAACCCUGACCCUCUCCUCUGUUUCGAGAUCCUUUCUGAUCUUAUUUCCGCACUCGAUGAAGAGCACAAGGAAUCUAUAUUAAUAUGGCAACGAAAAUGUGAAGAUGCUUUGUAUUCUCUGGUUACUCUCGGAGCUCGGCGACCGGUACGGCAUCUUGCGUCAGUGGCUAUGGCGAAAAUCAUAUCAAAUGGUGAUAGUAUUUCGAUAUACUCUAGAGCUAGCAGUUUACAAGGGUUUCUUUCGGAUGGGAAGCGGAAUGAUCCUCAGCGAGUUGCAGGUGCUGCCCAAUGCUUGGGUGAGUUGUAUCGUCAUUUUGGGAGAAAAAUUACUUCUGGCUUAGUCGAAACAACAGUUAUUGUGACAAAAUUAGUGAAGUUUAACGAGGAUUUUGUGAGACAAGAAGCCUUUAUCUUGCUUCACAAUGCUUUGGAAGGCUGCGGUGGUACAGCUGCUGCCACUGCGUACUCAGAAGCAUACCGUCUGAUCACAAGAUUUUCCACUCUGGACAAAUCAUUCGUAGUGAGAAUUGCUGCUGCUCGUUGUUUGAAGGCCUUUGCCAACAUUGGAGGACCUGGUCUUGGUACUAGCGAAUUUGAUACUUUAGCGACUUACUGUGUCAAGGGUAUUGAAGAUUCGGAAUCAUCUGUCCGGGAUGCAUUUGCAGAGGCUCUGGGCUCAUUGCUUGCGCUAGGAAUGCAUCCUGAAGCGCAUGUCCAACCUAGAGGUAAAGGUCCAUUUCCACCAGCAAAGAAACUGGAAGGUGGCUUGCAGAGGCAUCUAAUUUUACCCUUCACAAAAGCGGUUGGAUCUCGGGCAAGGAACAAGCGGUUUGGUUUGGCUCUGUCAUGGGCGUUCUUUUUACAGGCCAUUAGGAUAAGGUAUUUGGAUCCAGAUAGUGAGCUUCAAGACUAUUCUUUGCAUGUUAUGGACAUGCUGCGGGGUGACACCUCAAUUGAUGCCCAUGCACUGGCAUGUGUUCUUUACAUCCUACGGGUUGGCGUAAUUGAUCAAAUGAUGGAACCCAGCCAGAGAAGCUUUUCCGUUUUCCUCGGAAAGCAGCUUCAGUCUUCAGAUGCUAGUCCAUCAAUGAAAAUUGUUGCUUUGCGGGCUUUGUCAUAUACGUUAAAAACACUGGGAGAGGUUCCCCAUGAAUUCCGGGAGUUUUUUGAUGACACCGUGGGUGCAGCACUGUCACAUUUUUUGGAACUUUUCGAUAUACUACUGAGUAUCCAGAGUCAGCUUUGUGCAGCGUUUAUUAGCUUUACCUGUCAUGCCAACUUAAAUGUAAAUGACAACCCAAGGGUACGUGUUGAGGCUGCUUUAACUUUACGAGCUUUGGCUGAGGUUGAUCCCACCUGCGUUGGUGGGUUGACUUCGUAUGCUGUAACCACUGUUAAUGCUUUACGGGAAGGUUUAUCAUUUGAAAAGGGAGAAAAAUUGAAAACUGAUCUUGCUUCAUUGCAUGGGCAAGCAGCAACUUUGGCAGCUCUAGUCUCCAUUUCUCCUGGACUCUCCCUUGGUUAUCCUGCUAGAUUGCCAAGGUCAGUGCUUGAAGUUUCAAAGAAGAUGCUAACAGAAUCAAGGAGAAAUAUAACAGUCGCCUCAAGUGAAAAGGAAGCUGGAUGGUUAUUGUUAUCAUCACUAUUAAAUUCUAUGCCAAAGGAGGAGUUUGGGGACCAAGAUUUUGAUAUUCUUAUCCUGUGGGCUGACGUCUUUACUGGAAACCCAGAGCAGUUGAUCAAACAACAUACAGAUUUAAAAUCUACGUUAAGUGUAUGGUCUGCUGCAAUUGAUGCACUCACAGCCUUUGUGCGACGUUUUGUCUCUUGUGAUGAUGGUAUUCUACUUCAACCAGUACUGGCAAACCUCCGUAGCGCUUUGUCUUAUGUAUCGGCAAUGGCCAACAAACGGCUUCCUGAUGUCAAAACUUUGGUCGACAUUCUCAUCAUAAGAAUAUUGAUAGCUUACCAGUCCAUCCCAGAUCCCUCGGCCUAUAAAAGUGAGCAUCAGCAAAUUAUUCAGCUAUGCACAACACCAUAUAGGGACCCUUCUGGAUUCGAGGAAAGCUCGUGCUUGAAGGCGCUCCUAGACAAAAGAGAUGCAUGGCUUGGUCCUUGGAUUCCUGGCAGGGAUUGGUUUGAAGACGAGCUUCGUUAUUUUCAAGGAGGGGAAGAUGGUUUAGCACCAAGUGUAUGGGAAAGUAAAGUUUCUAGUUUUCCUCUGCCAGAGACUCUGAAAAAGACAUUGGUGAAUCAGAUGGUUCUCUGCUUUGGUAUCAUGUUUGCUUCUCAGGAUAGCCAUGGGAUGCUCUCACUUCUUUCUGGCAUACAACAGUGUAUGAAAGCUGGAAAGAAGCAACAAUGGCGUACAGCCAGCUUAACUAACAUCUGUGCGGGACUUCUUGCCGGAUUAAAGGCAUUGCAUGCUCUACGUCCUCAGCAACUAGGGACAGAGGUAUUAAGCACAGGGCAAGCCAUUUUUCAGAGUAUUUUAACAGAGGGAGAUAUUUGUGCGUCGCAACGCAGAGCAGCAUGUGAGGGUCUUGGUCUUCUAGCUCGGCUUGGAAAUGACAUCUUUACAGCAAGAAUGAAGGAAAAAAAAAGCGGUACCGAUUUUCUUGGUCUAUAUGUUCUUAUUUAUCUUUAGUGAUUGGAAGUAUGACAAACAAAUUCUUUUAUAUCUCACAUAUGUUUUUGCAUGGUGAUAAAUAGACCAGAGUGCUUCUUGGCGACUUAAGUGGGAUAACUGAUCCAAACUAUGGUGGAUCAAUUGCUCUUGCACUUGGCUGCAUCCAUCACAGGUGGAGUUUGGCUUUCUUACUUGAACAUUCUGUUUAAUAUGUGUGCAGGAGGAAUGGCACUGUCGACCUUAGUACCGGCUACUGUUAGUUCAGUCUCAUCUCUGGCCAAAACUCCCGUUCUUGGUCUUAAGAUUUGGGCCUUGCAUGGGCUUCUUUUGACCAUUGAAGCUGCUGGUUUAUCAUUCGUAUCUCAUGUUCAGGCAGCAUUAGGACUUGCCUUGGACAUCUUAUUGACUGAAGAAAGUGGAUGGAUCGAUCUUUCCCAAGGCAUUGGACGUCUUAUCAAUGCUAUUGUUGCUGUCCUUGGUCCUGAGCUUUCUCCUGGCAGCAUUCUGUUUUCACGCUGCAAGUCUGUUAUUGCAGAGAUUAGUUCUUGGCAAGAAAUUCCAACUCUACUUGAGAGCGUCUGUUUCACUCAGCAGCUAAUUCUUUUUGCUCCACGAGCUGUGUCAGUGCAUUCACACGUGAAGAAUCUCUUACUGACGCUGGCAUCAAGACAGCCAAUAAUUAGACGUCUCUCUGUGUCAACUCUUCGGCAUCUGAUUGAGAAAGACCCGGUUUCCGUCAUUGAUGAGCAGAUAGAAGGUAACUUAUUUCAGAUGUUGGAUGAAGAAACGGAUUCUGAGAUUGGGAACCUGAUCCGUAGUACCUUGAUACGCCUGCUUUAUGCCACAUGCCCAUCACGCCCAUCUCGAUGGAUGUCAAUAUGCCGAAACAUGGCCCUUGCAGCAUCCGCUGGAAGGAGUGCUGAAACGAACAGUACAGAAAAUGAUCCUGCUAAUGCAAGAGAGAACCUUGGAGAUGAUGAUGAAGACAUGGUUUCUAGUUCUAGUGGAAAAUCUUUACGUGCCAAUCUUGAUAAAGACAAAACCUUGAGAUACCGAACCAGAGUUUUUGCUGCUGAGUGUUUGAGUCUUUUGCCAGAGGCUGUUGGAAAGGAUGCUGCUCAUUUUGAUCUUUCAUUGGCAAGGAAACUUGCUUCUGAUAGACAAAGCUCAGGUGACUGGCUAGUCCUUCAACUACAAGAGCUAAUAUCUCUUGCUUAUCAGAUAAGCACUAUUCAGUUUGAAAACAUGAGGCCGAUUGGAGUUGGACUUCUUAGUACAAUUCUUGAGAAGUUCAAGUUAGCAGCCGACCCUGAACUUCCUGGACAUCUUCUUCUGGAACAAUAUCAGGCUCAACUUGUGUCUGCUGUUCGUACUGCCUUGGAUGCAUAUUCUGGCCCUGUUCUUUUGGAAGCUGGGUUACAAUUGGCCACAAAGAUAAUGACCAGUGGAAUAAUUAGCAGUGAUCAAGUUGCAGUAAAACGCAUAUUUUCUCUGCUUUCACGUCCGCUCAAUGAGUUCAACGAACUAUAUUAUCCGUCGUUUGCUGAAUGGGUCACAAGCAAGAUCAAGAUCAGGCUUCUUGCGGCACAUGCCUCGCUAAAGUGUUAUAUAUUUACAUUCUUGAGAAAACACCAUGGUGAGGUGCCAGUAGAAUUUGAAGCGCUAUUGCCAUUGUUUUCCAAGAGUUCAGACCUGCUCGGUAGGUACUGGAUUCAAGUCCUAAAGGGCUACAGUUAUGUUUGCUUAUGUCAGAACCUCAAAAAAAGUCAGUGCUCGUUCUUGGAUGAAAUCUCGCCACAUACUGUGUCGAGAAGGCUACAGCCUUGUCUGGAAGAGGCAUGGCCUGUGGUCCUGCAAGCUUUGGUCCUGGAUGCAAUUCCUGUAAAUCAUAGCGUAGAAGAAUUUUCUGAUGGCUCCUUAAUAUCUAGACAUCGCAUGGUUACACUAGAGGUUGAAGACUAUCAGUUUCUAUGGGGAUUCGCUGUACUUGUCUUAUUUCAGGGGAUGCAUGAAGUCUCUGAUACGCAAGUAAUACCUUUUGGCUCAGCUAAAAUUAAAUAUAGUGGAGACUCCAGCAUCAAGGAAACUUCGUUCCAGGGCUUAACGUUAUAUGACAUUGCAUUACCAAUUUUCCAAUCUCUUUGUGCUGAAAGAUUUUUCACCAGUGGCUUCCUUAGCGUAGAUCUCUGCCAAGAACUAUUGCAGGUUUUCUCGUAUUCCUUUAAUAUGGACAGUUCAUGGGAUAUUCUUGCAGUUUCCGUAGUCCAGCAGAUUUCACGUAACUGUCCAAAAGAUUUUUUUGAGAGUGAGCAAUUUGCCUAUUCAACCAUGGAACUCUGUCUGGGGUACCUGUUCAAACUUCUCCACAGGCACAAUGAAAUGUCGCCAGAUGAUGCCAUUUGGGAUAAUUUGAUGUCUCCUCUAUUUAUCUCCAUUAAGACGCUAGUGACACGUUUUGAGUUGAAGUCUCGUUUAAAGUCGGCACCUCUGGCAUUUCUAUUAAGUGGGUAUAAGUGCAUCCGGCAAGUCCCCACUGACGCAUACCUACCAAAAGCUCUUGAGAUUGUGAAGGCCACCAAUGAGUUAUUGCUUGAGCUUACCAGAACCUCAUCACAAAUUCCUUCCACUGAUGCCACUGAUUCUGCUGCCGAUAGUAGCGUUCAUCUUAGAGCAAUUUUUGGUGCUUGUGUGCACAUGGUUGGUGAUCUGACUAAAGAUUGUAUCAACGGAAUCGAUCUCGUGGACAACAAGAGAUCAGGGUUACGCAAGCUUCUUCAGCUGAAGCUUGCAUUCUGUCUGGAACAACUCUUUUCUCUGGCUAAGCUUUCCUAUGAGUUUGACUGUCCAGGAGAUGAAACUGAUUCAAACUCUAUCUGCAUUGCCAUGUUGAAGAGUUGCCAAAUUAGUAUAGCAGCAGUAGUUAACGAUUCCAAUAUGCAGGUUCAAGCCACUACCUUACAAGUGCUGAAAAGCUUGGUACAGCGUUCCAACAACGCAGAGGAGAAAAGUUUCGUGAUCUUCUUUGUUGGGGAACUUGUUGGAGAUAUUGUCAGUCUGAUGCAGAGGGCGCUUCUGGUUGUUUUCUCGUUUCCUUCUUCCAAUCUCAACAGAAUUUAUUUUAAACCAAUGAAUAAGGAAUCGGUGGUUAUAGCUGGUGAAUGCUUGCGGCUUAUAAUGCUACUUCAGACACACUCAAUUGUUGAUGAUCUUCAGAAGGGAUUUAUGAGCCUUUUUCUUGAAUCCGUUCUUGUGGUUUUCUCUAAGACUUCAGAUGGCGUUUCUCAGGAAGUCCUCGAAUUAAGAAAUAUAGCUUUACGGCUUGUUUCCCAUCUAGCUCAGUUGCCUUCUUCGGCUGUUCACUUUAAGGAUGUUUUGCUGUCGCUGCCAACAACACACCGGCAGCAGCUUCAGGAUAUUAUCCGUGCUUCUGUCUCUCAAGAUAGCGCCCUUCCGAAGCCAAAAUCCUUGGUUUCACCAAUGGAUAUCAAACUACCAGCACCUGUGGUAGCAACACCUGAGAAAGUCACCUCUUCUGCUGAUAUGGUUAAAGCUGAAUCAUUGUCCACUGUGCCAACAUCAACUAAUCAGUUUAGCACAGUAGAAAGUGGAAUCGACGAAGAAAGUGAUGAUGAUGAUGACGACGAAGAUGAUGAUGAUUGGGACACUUUCCAGUCUUUUCCUGCUUCCACAAAUCCUCAAGCGUCAGAGUCAAAGACAGAAAGCAUUUCUGAAGAGGAGCCAGUCUCUCCUAGGAGCCCUUGUAUUCAGGAUGAUGAAUUAAAUGAGACAAAUAAUACAACACUUGCAGAAGAAGCUGAUGAUCAACCUCUUGCAUCUGACCGUGCCGCUGACACCGCAAGAGAAGAUUCUGUUGACCAGAGCAAAGGGGCCGAGGAAACAGUAGAGCCAUCUCUCGUAGAAGACGCUCUUAAAAGCGAGAAUGACAAAACCCCAUCCGAUGAUCAGCUUGUUGAAAUGGAAGAAGAAUCAGUUGAAAGUAAGAAGGGUUCUGAAUCUGAAAAUACUGGAGUUGAUAUCAAUCUUCCUUCAACUGAAGCAGAUUCACCAGACUUAGAUGAGACAUCAGAUGAUCUUGAACCGCAACAGUUUCAACAGAAAGUCAAGGAUGACCAAGAAAGAUCUAGCACCGAACUGGUUGGAGAUGAUGUUGUUGUUGUAUCAGGUAAGACAAUGGCUGAAAAUAAGAGCGAGGAGGAUUAAACAUUAGGAGACUAAUAUAUGAGAAGCCAGUUUUCUUUUUUGUUGAAGAACUGUGAGUUUGAGAGGUUAUAUAAUAGUAGUUACUUCGACCAUUUAUGAUUCAGCUGUAUUUUUUUGGUCAUUUCAAUUGCUGUGAUUUGGGGGAUAUAUCUUAGUGUAUAAAACUGGCGGAGAACGUUUAUAACAUUGUUUGGUAUUGUGUCAGUCUAUGGAAACCUUCUCUUGCUAAGAGUCUUUUUGGACCCUCUUUGCCAUAUUUAGAAAGAAGCAUUC